Messenger RNA from Suillus clintonianus, 825 nucleotides. RefSeq lists its product as uncharacterized. Bases 1 to 825 code for a protein of 274 amino acids. NCBI's taxonomy places the organism in Eukaryota, Fungi, Basidiomycota, Agaricomycetes, Boletales, Suillaceae. The transcript is spliced from 3 exons. The record is from RefSeq and is a predicted model, not a curated record.
AUGUCUGACUAUGCCGAUAAUCAGCCCUCUUGGGUCAAGGACAUGAUCGCGCAUAUCCAAUUUGAUCGAGCGUCCGAUGCAUCUGAAAAUGGUGACGACGUAUCAGUGUAUUGGGAACCACAUUUGACAUCUCUUACAGACCCUUUCACAACCCACUCACCGGCAGAUACCAUAUGCAUGCUCCAUGAUGAUGAUUUGCCCUCGGGGGAAUUUUCAAUCCCUCCGAGUCGACGGUCACGGUCAUCUCCCACCGGAGGUCCCUCAGAUACUGACUCGGAUGCUCCGAGUCAAUCCUCCACAGUACUAGUGCUUUAUCCUGCUAGUACUAGUACUGACGGCUCGUGGCAUAAUUCACCGUGCGCAUCCGAGUCAAGUGCUGUCACAGUUCCUACCAACCUGGCCCGGGGGGAUUCGGAGAUCUCUCCCGGUAUUGCACCCAACGAGUCAGACUCUGAUGUGGAGCUAGCUGCACUUGUGCAGCUUCCGAGUUAUCAAAGAUUGUGUUUAGACAAGAUAUCAAAAAAUCACAGGCCUACCGCAAUGAGAACUAAAAUUAAAGUCGGCCUCGUAGCCUGUGAAGCCCAAGCGUCUACUACUCGUCAGACAUGCAAGAGGAAGAUAGACGAUGACGUCGACGCUAAACAUGACGCUGACAAGGAGAACAUAUCUCUGAGUUCUACCCCGGCUAUCAAGCGCAUCUGCCGGGAGAAGACAGGCACUGAUUGGCAGUCUGUCCUUGAUAUCAACAAGUACGUUGAAGAACGACUCGGAUAUAGGCAGAGCAAAGGCACAGUCACGCCAGUGGUGGAGGAAAAUUCACGGUAG